UCUUACGGGUCUUGCUUCAGUAACAGCGAAAAACAAAUCUUCGUCAGAGGAAGUGAUAUUUUAAACCAGAUGAGCUAUUGAACUGGUUACCUUAGUAAAAACCCACACAUUCAUUCUCAAGUAGUGAGAGCAGAAGACAACAUGGACGAGCUUGAUGUGCUGUUGGAGGAGCUGGCCUUGAAUCCAGGGGGUUCAGAGAGUGUCAAUAAGAACAGGAGCAAUGAUCCAGCUGCUGGAGAGGUGCCAGGUGCAGUUUGUUCUGGACUUACCAAAAAAGGAAAAGGCCCAGUCUGCUCACAUGUGUACAGUGAUCUGCCAGCUCCUGUGGCAGCUUCCCUGACCCCCGACUCACCCACUAAGGAGCUGGACGCUAUCUUGCAGGAUAUGUUGGGUCUGGGACAAGGGAUCAGUACAGCAUCUGCAAGUGAUCCAGUGUCUUCAACGACCCCACCACCUCUUACACAAAAACAGUCUGUGAAAAAGAAAAUAGAAGGUGGGCAACAGGAGAACAAGGAGAGCAGCAGCAGAGCAGGUUCAGACGCUGACGCCUCAACCACGAGCAAGAAAACAGAUACUAUAGAUGACCUGCUCGGAGGGCUGAGCUCUGACUUGGAGAAGAUUGGCGUAUGCACCACGACCAAGGGCCACUGUGCUUCCUGCAACAAAAGCAUUGUGGGAAAGAUGAUCACGGCGCUGGGUCAAGUGUGGCACCCUGAGCACUUUGUGUGUGUGGCGUGUAAGACGGAGCUAAGCACCACAGGCUUCUUUGAGAGAGAGGGCCAGCCAUACUGUGACAAAGACUACCAUCAGCUCUUCUCUCCUCGUUGUGCCUACUGCAAGGGGCCCAUUGUGCAGAACAUCCUGACAGCUCUGGACCAGACCUGGCACCCCGACCACUUCUUCUGUACACACUGUGGAGGCCUGUUUGGACCUGACGGGUUCCUAGAAAAGGAUGGGAAGCCAUAUUGUAGCAAGGACUUCUACCUCCUCUUUGCUCCCAAGUGCUCAGGCUGUGGGGAGUCCGUGAGGGAGAACUACCUGACUGCAGCCAAUGGCACCUGGCAUCCAGAGUGCUUCGUCUGCGCAGACUGUCUCAAGCCCUUCACUGAUGGCUGUUUCAUGGAGUUGAAUGGUCGCCCCCUCUGCUCACACCACUUCCACUCCCGGCAGGGCACUCUGUGCGGUGGCUGCGGUGAACCCAUCACGGGCCGCUGCAUCUCUGCUCUCGAUCGCAAGUUUCACCCCGAGCACUUUGUGUGUGCCUUCUGUCUGCGGCAGCUUAGCCAAGGCAUCUUCAAGGAGCAGAAAGGGAAGCCAUACUGCUCGGCUUGCUUUAACAAACUCUUUGUGUGAGACAUACAGUAUGUAACGUACAAACAAUGCAUCAUUGUUGAAAUUAUAAUUUCCAUAUAGUAUGAGUGAUAAGUUAAAUGAGGCAACUAUACUAUUAUAUAUAACAAGAUAUGUAUUACAAGAGGGUAUUUGGUACAGAUGAGCAAUAAAGUUUCACUUUUUCAGUC
This is a messenger RNA of Sander lucioperca (pikeperch), 1520 nucleotides long. It is a transcript of the gene lpxn, whose product is annotated as leupaxin. Gene Ontology annotation, biological process: actin cytoskeleton organization; muscle structure development. Gene Ontology annotation, molecular function: muscle alpha-actinin binding; actin binding. Gene Ontology annotation, cellular component: adherens junction; Z disc; stress fiber. Lineage: Eukaryota; Metazoa; Chordata; Actinopteri; Perciformes; Percidae. The coding region runs from base 142 to 1353 and encodes 403 amino acids. The record is from RefSeq and is a predicted model, not a curated record. The transcript has 9 exons.